Hyaena hyaena (striped hyena) is the source of this 934-nucleotide messenger RNA. RefSeq names its product natriuretic peptide B (gene NPPB). Gene Ontology annotation, biological process: negative regulation of systemic arterial blood pressure; neuropeptide signaling pathway; cGMP biosynthetic process. The record is from RefSeq and is a predicted model, not a curated record. NCBI's taxonomy places the organism in Eukaryota, Metazoa, Chordata, Mammalia, Carnivora, Hyaenidae. Bases 359 to 757 code for a protein of 132 amino acids. The transcript has 3 exons. Gene Ontology annotation, molecular function: hormone activity; hormone receptor binding. Gene Ontology annotation, cellular component: nucleus; cytoplasm; extracellular region.
CUGGGAGUUUUGCUGGAGAGGAGGAAGCGGGAGGCCAGGGACCUGCUGGUGUGUCCCCCGCGCGCCCCCCCCCCCCCCCCCCCGCCCAGACCCAUUUCUAUACAAGGCCUGCUCUCGCCGGCACCCACCCCCAGCGAGUACGGUCGCGGGCGCGGAGCGGUGCAUUCCCCCGCCCUGAGCUCAGCGUGCCGGAAUGCAGCCGAUAAAUCAGAGAUAACCCCAGGCCCGGGAUAAAAGGCCGACGUUGUCCCGGGAUCCGGGAGAGCGCGCGCCGGCCUCUAGGAGGUGAGACGUGACCCGGAACACAGCGCAGCAGCGGCGGCGGCCACGGUCUCCUUCCCCGCUUCUCCCCAGCGACAUGGACCCCAGGGCGGCGCUGCUGCGGGCUCUCCUGCUCCUCCUGUGCUCGCACCUGUUGCCUCCAGGAGGUCGCUCCCACCCGCUGGGCAGCGCUGGCCCCGACUCGGAAGCGUCCGCAGUACAGGAGCUCCUGAACGGUCUGCGGGACACAGUUUCCGAGCUGCAGGAGGAGCAGAUGGCCCUGGGACCCCCCCGGCAGGGCCAGAGCCCCGCAGAAUCCUGGGAGGUCCAGGAGGAACCCGCUGCAGGGGUCCUUGUAUCCCGUGACAAUGUCCUCCGGGCCCUGAGACGACUGGGUGGUCCCAAGAUGAUGCGUGAUUCAGGCUGCUUUGGCCGGAGGCUGGACCGGAUUGGUUCCCUCAGUGGCCUGGGCUGCAACGUGCUGAGAAGGUAUUAAGAGGAAGUGCUGGCUGCAGACAUCUGCGUCUGAUUCUUCAUCAACUCCCUGAGCCCCUUUGAAGCAACUCUUAUUUAUAUUUAUUUAUUUAUUUAUUUAGAUUGUUUUAUAUAAGAUGACUCUUACCUCUGAGCACAUAUUUUCCAUGGUGAAAUAAAGUCAACAUUUUAUCUUCUU